GGUGGGGCGGGGCGGGGGGUGCUCGGGCCCCACCCCAGGAUCCGGUGACGCCGGGGCUGGAAUUUGACACCGGACAGUGGCGGGCAUGAGGCUGCUGAGGGAUGGAGUUGGGCCCAGCCCCCAGACACGGUCCACGGGCUCCACCAGCAGCAGGUCCCUCGGGUCCCAGCCCUCGCUGUGUCCCAGACCCAGAGCCCUGCACUUGCGGUAAGCCGACCUGUUUGCCCACCUCUCGUCCCAGCCCAGGGGCUAGAGGGAGCAGCCAGGGUCGUCCCCCUCCACUCCUUUCUUACAUCCUCCCUCUCCUGGGCCUGCUGCGCAGCUCUCCGCCCCUCCCAGCCCCCCGCAGUCCCUCUUGUCGCUUGUUGGACUGUGCUAGCCCUGCUGGCCCGCUGUAACGUGAGGCUUCCGCUGCUGCUACAGGGCUCAGACCAGCUGCCAAGCUUUUGGCUAAAAGGGGCACUGCCAGGUGCACAGCCCUGGGCAUGAGCCUUUCGAGCUGCAGGGGAAAGCCCAGCACUGGUCCCAGGAAAGGUGCCUAGGAGAACACAACACAGAACCCCCGGGUGAGAACAGUCACUAGCCUGGCUCCUCAGGCCCGUAUUCCGUUAGCCGAGCACACCUGGCCCUGGAGGACCUCACCAGGGAGGACCAGCCCACAGAGAUGGAGCCUGGACGUGGAAGCCCUUCUGUGCUGCCCCUCUGGCCCCGGCCUAGGCGGCAGCCUGCCCUGUGGCCUACCCUGGCCGCUCUGGCCCUGCUGAGCAGCAUCACCGAGGGCGAGGCCUCCCUGGGCCCCGCGCCCAGCAGCCCGGUCCCCCGAGAAGGCCCCGCGCCGGCCCCGGCGCCCCCCGCGGGUCCCCUGCCUGGGGGCCGCGCGGCCGGUCUGUGCGGCGGAAGAGCCCGGCGGCUGCCGCCCCCGCCGCCCGCGCCCUCGCCCUCGCCCGCUGCCCCCCGAGGGCCCCGCGCUGCGCGGGCUGGGGGCCGGGGCGGUCGCGGGAGCCGGGGGAGCCGCGCGCGGGCCGCGGGGGCGCGGGGCUGCCGCCUGCGCUCUCAGCUGGUGCCGGUGCGCGCGCUCGGCUUGGGCCACCACUCCGACGAGCUGGUGCGUUUCCGCUUCUGCAGCGGCUCCUGCCGCCGCGCGCGCUCCCCGCAUGACCUCAGUCUGGCCAGCCUGCUGGGCGCCGGGGCCCUGCGGCCGCCCCCCGGCCCGCGGCCCGUCAGCCAGCCCUGCUGCCGACCCACGCGCUACGAGGCCGUCUCCUUCAUGGACGUCAACAGCACCUGGAGGACCGUGGACCGCCUCUCGGCCACUGCCUGCGGCUGUCUGGGCUGAGGGCUCACUCCGAGGGUGUGCAGACGCACCCUUACCUGUGGGUCUAACUGCCUGGGACCGGCCAGGGGCCUUGGCCGGAGACGGAGGCUUCAGCCGGGUGAGUGACGGACAUCAGCCCUGCGGAGAUAGAGGCACGACUGACCAGCGGCCCCAGGGCUCUCACCCUGCCGGCCUCAGCCCCGCAGACCCCAGAAACCUCAGCUGUGGAGACCCGAGGACCCACUGCGCACAGACGCUGGCAGUGACCAGGCCAUGGACCCAGGACUCCUCCUCUGGAGAACCCAGAUGUGUCAAGUCGCAGCCUCAGCCCAGGCCUGGGGGGACAGAUCUGGAGACACGUUGCAGUUGUGUUGCUGAAGUGCCUGUGCUGGAGUGGGCCUUGGACUCACUCGUGGGAGCUGGACCCCUAUUUAUUACUUCUAAGUUAUUUAUUUACUUCUGUGGUUUGUCAGAUCCUUUGCUGGGCUGUGGGGGCCGGAUGGAGGUCACUCCCUGACCAUCCCACUCACAACUUCAGGCGCACUCAGCAGUCAUAGGCCUGGCCCGGGACUGCCUGUGCCCACCCAGCAGCUCUGGGAAACGAGGGGCAUGGAACACAGGCAGAGUGAGUGACAAAGGUGUGUUCACCGGUCCCAACAGGCCAGCCAGCUCACAACCCCUGCACAGUCCCCAGCGGUUGGAGCCUGGGGUUACUGGUGGAGAAAGCCAUACCCUUGAGCCCUCUGGCAUGCUGCGAGCCUUGUUUCAUGGUGAAGAUGCAGAGAAUCAUAUAUUGCCCCACCCCACUGUCACUGAUCAGAGUCCAGGGCACCCUGACAGGUGCAUAGACUGCCUGUGCUUGCAGAUGGCCCAGCACGGGGAGCUCACUACCCACAUUCCAUGAAACAGCCCAAGUCAAGUGAUGAAGAGGCUGAGGGUGGGGAAGAGGGUGCAGUGGGAGGCUGGUUUGGGGGGAUGAAGCACAGAGCAUCAUGGGGAUAAGAAAGCAGGAAAAGACUGAGGGUGCCUAGAGAGACCUGCAUCUUGGGUAAUGAACAAGGAUAUUCACUUAUCCAUUCAACCGAUAUUUAUUAUUUUAUGUCAGAUGCUGGGUAGACAGCAGGGAUACAGAAGUGAACCCAUGAUCUCAGCUCUUAAGCUUAAACCAUGAGAGACAGACAAUAAAUAAUUUACAUAAAUAAUAUUUAAAUUCAGUUUGGCAAACAGUAUGAAAAGGACAAGCAGCUAACAGGUACACACUCUCAUCUGGAAGGAAGAAGAGAUUAAUGCUGACCCUGGCCUUCCACACUGUCCCCGAGUCAUAUCUCAGAAGUCAGUGCAAUCCCUCUGAGCUUCUGUGUGUGUCCUGUGAAAACUUGUUUCCUGGGCCCAAUGAAUUUGUCCUAUAUGAUUUUUUUCUUUGCAAAUAAGAUCAGGAUAUGUGUUUGGACGCAUGCUGGGUCUGAGGAACCAUGGGACAUCCAGAGGGGUCGUCAGGAGGCAAUGGGCUGUACUGGUCUGGAGCUGAGGAGGCAGGUCUGGGCUGGAGAUUGAUUUUGGCAGCUGUGAGGACAGAGGCAGUAGCUGCAGCCAGGGGUGCACGAGGCACCAUGAGAGUGAGGCAGUUGAGGCUGGGAUCCCUCAGGCAUUUGACCGCAUUAACCAAAAUUCCUUCGAGCUGCCUAAGUGCCUGCCCGCUUUGGCACAGGGGCCCCCUUCUCCCAGGCUACAGUGAGGAGCUGGCACGGGCUCUCUGAGGGCUGUAUGCAUUCCGGGUCACGGAGGAGAAACAAGUCUGUGCUUCCAUUCUUCUGUGUUCGCUGCCCCAGUUCUAGGUGCCCCCAAAACUUUGGUGCUCUCGUGCUGCCCUCAAACACCCCCUUGGCCCUUCUCUCUGCCUCCAAACUGAUUCAGGAUCUUCAGUCGCCAACCCCCACCUCGAGCCAAAGAAAAUGGCAGCAGUGCCAUACAGUUUGGAGGCACCUCAUGAAGGCCCGGGCCCUGGUCCUGGCUGGGGGUGAAGGGGGGGUUCUGUCAAUUCCAGGGUCAUUGCGACCAGGGAGCCCCUGCUGGAAAGACUCGAAAGCCUGGCAGAGUUCUCAGACCCUCCAGGCCCUACCCCUUAGUGGACAUCUGUGCUCUCAGAGCCACUUACAGGAGAUGGGUUGAAGCCACGUCUGACAAGGCUCAGAGAGAGAGCCAGGUCAGAACUCCAGCCAAAGACGCUAGCUCUCAACACUCCCCAGAUUGUCAGUCCUUGGGGAGUAGGGUCCCCCCAACUCAAGGCUGCAUUCUGGGCCCCAGAGAGAUUGUGCCCGACAGCUUACAAAAUUGUGGAUGAAACAGCAGCUUCUCCAAAAGGAACACAUUCCCGCAAGAACUAGUCUCAGUCUGCAGCCCACAAUGAACCAAAUCCCUCUUAAAAAUAAGUGAAGCUGUUUUCCUCAAACAAGUUGCAGAGCUCCUCUUCUCUGCCUACAGCUUAGCAGAGGCCACCAGGCACGUGACCUCACCAGGUAGAGCACUUCUGCUCCUCGGGAGCCACAGGUAGCUCUAGAAUCUCUUUUUUUGGCUGCACCACAAGGCUUCCAGGAUCUUAGUUCCCCAACCUGGGAUAGAACCCAUGCCCCCUGCAGAGGAAGUGUGGAGUCCUAACCACCGGCCCGCCAGGGUGUUCCCCAGACUCUCCAUUUUGACUGUAGUCUGUUUCAUAUUUGCAAAAUGACGUUGCCCACUUGAAUGAUCUUCCCAGAACUAAGGUAUGGUCUCCUCCAAAGGGGUAUCAAGUCACCACCUCUUGCAAGACAGAAAACUACAGAUGACUUUGAAAUUACAGUUUUUCCAGCUUCAGGGGUCACCCAAACAUCCCUCUAGAUUAGUUUCAUCCAGGAAUCAAGGUUCGGGGAUCCAUGCGCUCCUCCUGCCCCGGCCAAUGGCGUUCCUCCUCUCUUGUCCAGGGACUGCUGCAUUUCCCCCAGCUAGAGAGCCCGGAGAGUUCAUGUGGACUGGCUGCCUAACCGAGGCCUCAUCUUGAAAAGGAAAGGUAGGGUAGAAAGCUGAGAGAUCAGAGAAAAGAUCUAAGAGAAUUUGUGCCAUGUGAGAUCACUUUUCUUGUUCACAGGGGUGGUGCCUAACCUGUUGUGGAGUUGUACAGUCCUUACGGAAACUGAUGAAAGCCAAGGAUCCUCCCCACCUCCCACCUCCCACCUCACUGCUGAAAAAAACACCAAUGUGUAAAUCUGGUGGACAAUUUGAGGGAGCCCACAGACUUUCCGAAGCUCAUUCAGAGAUUCCGUAGGAGUCCAUGGCCCUUGGGCUUUCCUGCCCUGUUCUGGGUACUAUUAUCAAUGUCCUCCUGCAGCUAGAUUAGUUCCUCUGUCUGUGCUCAGGUUCCCAUAUCAGGGCUCUCUGUCUCCAUUAUGUACAAGCCUCCCUAUGCUUCAUCCUUUUUCUACUGAAUGUCUUCUUUCCCUCUGCAAUUUAAACGCACUUGAAUAUAUCACAGCAUAAAAAAAUGACACUGUGAUUACAAAUAUAUAAAUAUCUAAUCGACUUCCACCUCUCCUUCACUAAAAGAGCUCUUGCUGCGGUCCCCAGUGGCCUCAUCAUUACUAAACCCACAGGCCACUUCUCAGCCUUUAGUCCUUUGGACUCUCAGGGGCGCCCAACUUUGUCAGCCCUCUUGGAACACCUGUCUUCUCUUGACUCUCUAUUCCAUACUCUCCUGGAUUUUCUCCUACCCCUGCUCAUUCUCAAACUCCUUUUGGGUUCCUUUUCCUUUCUCUGCCUCUUAAGUGUUCGUCAGGGCUCUGAUACAGACCUUCCUUCCCCAUCUUACUGUCCCUGAGCAAUGUCACCAACUCCCAUGGUUUCAGUUACCGCCUCCAGGCUAAUGAUGCGCUCACUGUACCUCCAGCUUAACCUUUCUCCUAAGCUCUGUCUGUAUUUCCAAUACUUCUGUCUGCGUAGCCUCAGAAACCUCAAACUGAACUUACCUGCCCUAGAUGUCUUCCAUUCAUUCCUUCAGAUGCUCUCUCCACCCUUCUCUACCUGCUCUAAGCCCCACAUCGAUGAGCUUCCCUGCUCUCCAGCCUCUAAGCCUCCUCCAGGGUUCCCUCCCAAGUGAGAGACAACCUCCAACCUCCAUCCAGGGACACGAGUCAGAAACUUGGACAACAGCCUAGACUCCCUGAGCUUUGUCACUUCCCUUUUCCAUUAGUUCUCAGAUCCUUAGAUCCUGCAAGCCCAUCCCACUUUCUCUCUUCCCAAUGCUAUUCUGUUGAAGUCUUCCUAAUUUGUGGAAUGGUUUAUUGCUCAUCCUCCUAACUGGUCUCUGUCUCCAGCCUCAACUCCCUCCAGUCAUUCUCAGCCCUGUGACCUUUUAACAUUAAUUGAGCACUAACAGUAGUGCCUUGGGCCAGUUAUAGGGAUUCUGAGGUCAGCUAGAAAAAUGUUCUACCAUCAAGGAGACCACAGGUGGAGGUGGAGGUGGGGGAAGGGCUGCCCGUUUGGCAAAUAAAAACAGGACAUCCAGUUAAACUGGAGUUUCAGAAAGUAUGUCUCAUGCAAUAAUUGGGAUAUACUUAUACAAAAAAUGUUAAUCUGCUAUUCAAAUUGAACUGGGUGUCCUGGAUUUUUUCUGGCAACCCUAGGUGGGGGUAAACAAGUAAACAGAAAAUGCAAUCAACCACCCUAAGUCUCCCAGUAGAAGGAUGGCUAGGGUACAGUUAUGUAUGUCAGGGUCGAGGAGGAUUCUAUACUCAUAAAGGGAAAGGAAUCAUUUCUACCCAGAUGGAAGGGGCAGAAGAGCCAGGAAAGUCCUUGUGAAGGAGGUGGUACUUGAACUGGGCCUUGAAAAAUGAAAUAUUUGCACAAGGUGGAUAAGGGGCAUUGGGCCUGUACUGGUUGUCCUUUAUCGCCUUCAUGGCUUCUUAGCUCUGAACUCCCCCUUCUCACUGGCCAUGCCCUCUCCAGCAGGGUCGGGACUCAGCCUUGGGCAGGAGUGGGAGGUGAGGGCCUCUCCCUUGGGCUCUAUCUCAGCCCUAGGACUCUGCUACUCCUGUGUUCUUUAGCGUUCUCUUCGCUUCUUACUAGCCAACCCCUCAUUCCUUCAAUCCCCUAGUACAGUUUAAGAUUUUUAUAUUAAACUGUCCCUGUGUGCUUACUGUGUGGUUUCUCCUGACGGGUCCUUGUCUGACACACAGCCUUCAGCAGAGGCAGCAGCAUGAACAAAG
Messenger RNA from Globicephala melas (long-finned pilot whale), 6549 nucleotides. RefSeq names its product artemin (gene ARTN). The record is from RefSeq and is a predicted model, not a curated record. Gene Ontology annotation, biological process: peripheral nervous system development. Gene Ontology annotation, molecular function: glial cell-derived neurotrophic factor receptor binding; growth factor activity; receptor tyrosine kinase binding. NCBI's taxonomy places the organism in Eukaryota, Metazoa, Chordata, Mammalia, Artiodactyla, Delphinidae.